Molecule: messenger RNA, 1224 nt
Organism: Solea senegalensis (Senegalese sole)
Lineage: Eukaryota; Metazoa; Chordata; Actinopteri; Pleuronectiformes; Soleidae
Product: FERM, ARHGEF and pleckstrin domain-containing protein 2-like
Exons: 11
Coding region: 1-1155 (384 amino acids)
Molecular function (GO): guanyl-nucleotide exchange factor activity
Source: RefSeq, a predicted model, not a curated record
AUGGGACCCGCUGCCCUCAGGAACAACUCUGUGGGCGAAACCUAUUGUUUUUACAUUCCCUCUCCUAAAAUACUAUGUGUCGUAACUGAUUUGACCCCUAACCUUUUUCUUUUCUCCUGUUUUUGCACAGAGGCUCUGAAGGAAGUCGCUGAGAUAGCCACUCAGCUCCAGAGCAGCCUGAUCCGACUGGAGAACUUCCAGAAGCUGACAGAGCUGCAGAGAGACCUGAUCGGCAUAGAGAACCUGACGGCACCAGGCAGAGAGUUCAUACGAGAGGGAUGUCUGUACAAGCUGACUAAGAAGGGGCUGCAGCAGAGGAUGUUUUUCCUGUUCUCUGACAUGCUCCUCUACACCAGUAAAGGUGUCACAGCAACCAAUCAGUUCAAAGUGCACGGACAGCUGCCUCUUCACGGCAUGAUCCUCAUUGUGCUGGACGCACCGGUUGAGGAGAGUGAGAACGAGUGGUCUGUCCCUCACUGCUUCACCAUCUACUCCGCUCAGAGAACCAUCGUCGUGGCUGCCAGCUCUAAAGUGGAGAUGGGGAAGUGGAUCGAGGAUCUGAAUCUGGCUAUCGACGCGGCCAAGAACGAAAAGUCCAGCAUCUUCCUGGACGUCGGCGAUCACUCCAAUCGCUCGUCUGAUGAGGUUUCUCUGGAGCAGGAGUCGGAGGACGACAUGAACUCGUCCAGGACGUCACUGGACAAGCAGACGCACCAUCGUGCAAACACGACCAUGCACGUGUGCUGGCACCGCAACACCAGUGUUUCUAUGUCUGAUCACAGCCUGGCUGUGGAGAACCAGCUCUCUGGUUACCUGCUGAGGAAGUUCAAGAACAGUAACGGCUGGCAGAAACUCUGGGUCGUGUUCACCAACUUCUGCCUGUUCUUCUACAAGACUCAUCAGGACGACUUCCCACUGGCAAGUCUCCCUCUGCUGGGCUACACAGUCAGCACCCCCGAGGACUCCGACAGCAUCCACAAGGACUACGUCUUCAAACUGCAGUUCAAGUCCCACGUCUACUUCUUCCGGGCAGAGAGCGAGUACACCUUUGAAAGAUGGAUGGAGGUGAUCAAGAGUGCAGCCAGCACCACGGGCCGGAUUAUCCUGCUCAUACCUAAAGAAGGAGGAGGUCUCGUGGAGAUGAACGGAAAAUGAGUGGAAUGCUGUGUGUGUGUGUGUGUGUGUGUGUGUGUGUGUGUGUGUGUGUGUGUGUGUGUGUGUGUG